AUGGGAGGCUUAGACAGAACGAAGAUCACCGGCUUGCAAGCCCAGCAGGCAGCAGAUGAAGGACAGCAAAAUGCUGGAAAUAGUUGUCAGCUGUGCAACAAAACCGAUAACAACCGGAUGGUACUUUGUGAUGAUUGCUCUCUGUGGCAACAUUACACUUGCGCUGGUGUAACAUCUCAGAUUGAAGGCGAGGGAGUACCAUUCAGUUGUCACAAAUGCACUAAAAAAACUCGGAAGAUAUCUAAAAGGCAACAAAACAAAACUACUGUUGAAAAAUGCUCAAACGACCAUCCACCUAAGGUUAAGACUGGCAGUGAUCAAUGCGAAGUACGAUCAAAGGCAGGAACCAGUAUCUCGAAAAAGUCGAACUCCUCCUCGAAAAGGUCCGCCAAAAUGUCUUUAGAAAUACAGUUGCAGAAAGUGGAAGCUGAGAAGCAAUUGUUGGAAGAGAAGCGAAAAUUGAUUGACAAGCAAUUUAGUAUACUGGAAGAGAUAGCUGAAUUGGAUAAUCAUGAGUCCGACAACUACACCGCUCAGUCCAGAUCAAAGGUUGCUGACUGGCUUGAGAACUCAAAUGCAUCUGAGGCUGGAAGCAAAAGGCAGGAAGUGAUUGAUUCUGAAGGCGAUGAAUCCGAAUCCGACAUGGAUAGCACCGAUGACGAGGAACAAUUUUUACCAGCGGGCAAAUCGACACCGAAAACAUCUGCCGCGGUCAAAAUGAGCAAACCUAACAAAAACGACCAAAGGAACUCCUGUCUGAAACGAAACCAUUUGGCAGCUCGUCAAGUCAUAGCAAAGGAUCUGCCAUCCUUUUCCGGAAACCCUGAGGAAUGGCCCAUGUUCAUUUCAACCUACGAAAGCACGACCAGCAUGUGUAUGUUCACAGAUGAGGAAAACCUAAGUCGCUUGCGAACCUGUCUGCGUGGAGAGGCCCUAGAUGCUGUCCGUAGCUUUUUGAUUCAGCCGUCAACAGUGCGAAAGGCAAUCGAUGUUCUUCGACUGAGAUUUGGACAACCACAGUUCGUUAUCGACUCCUUGAAAGAAAAGGUUCUUUCCAUGCCGCCACUCAAACAGGACUCACUGAAUCAAUUAAUUGAUUUUUCUAUUGCUGUCCAAAACUUAAACGCUACGAUCGAUGCAUGUGGCCGAAAGGAGUACUCCAGAGACUUCUCUCUUAUCGCGAAACUUGUAGAGAAAUUGCCUUCACCUCACAAUCUCGACUGGGCGCGACACCAAAGAAAUUUAAAAAAGAUAACCUUGGCUAGGUUCUGCGCAUGGAUUUCCCUCAUUGCAGAAGAUGCUUGUCUAGUUACGAAACCUACCGGCAAAGGAGAAAGAAACAAGUACGAGAGAGCUGGAACAACAUCCAAAGCUAGGGCCUCCGUGAACGUACAUGCUGAAGUAUCUGACUUCGAGACCAGCGAAAUAGAAAAAUCCCACACUGGAUCAAAGGGCUGUAUUAUAUGCUUUAAGAAUGAUUGCCUUUCUCUUGAUAAGUGCUCUCGAUUUCAAGAAAUGUCGUACGCAGAACGUUGGACAGCAGUUCACGAACAUCAACUGUGCAAGAAAUGUUUAAAAAUCCAUCGAGGUAAAUGUAACUCGCCACUAUGCGGAAAACAAGGUUGUAAGUACAAGCACCACCCUCUCCUCCAUAAAAUCUUAAACGUAGUAGCAGAAAAUCUGGCGUGUAACACGCACCAAACACAAGCUCAGACAAGUCUUUUAAGAUAUGUGCCAGUUACAUUGUACGGAAAAAGCAAACAAAUACAGUGCUACGCCUUUCUAGACGAUGGUUCUCACAUUACGCUCCUAGAUCAAGACCUUUCUGAUGAGCUGAAUUUGCAAGGUGAACCCCGCCCCCUUUUCAUAAAGUGGACGGGUGGCAAACAAAGACACGAAGCGAACUCGCAAUCAGUUAAUUGUGAUAUCUCUGGCAACGGCAGUAGGCGCUUCCAUUUGGAUGACGUGCGAACGGUUCAAGAACUACAACUGCCCUAUCAGACGCUCGACGUAGCUGAACUUUCGACAAAAUACGGUCAUCUCCGUGGUUUACCAGUCCAGUCGUAUGAGAACGUUCGACCAAGAAUACUGAUUGGAAUCAAACACGCAUACGUUAGUCUCGUUCGUAAAAGUAGAGAAGGAAAACCUCAUGAACCGAUUUGCAUCAAAACGCACUUAGGCUGGUCUAUUUACGGAGGAGGUAUUGAUGGUGAAGUGAGUAUGGUUCAUCAUGUCCUCCAUGUGGGCGAAGAAAAGAAUCACAGCGAAUGUUCCCUUGAUCAGGCAGUAAAAAACUUCUUUGACUUAGAAAACAUGGGAAUCACAAAAUCAAAUGAUAUCGUAAGAUCCAAGGAUGACCAACGCGCUUUAGAGCUUCUGAAUGAAAUGACGCACUUUAAUGGUGAGCGUUACGAGACAGGCCUUCUAUGGCGAUACCCGAAUACACAUCUUCACAAUAAUAAGGAGAUGGCUCUGCAUCGUUAUCACAGCCUAAUGAAACGUCUAGAAAAGGAUCCUGUCCUAAGAAGCUCUCUCAACGAAAAGAUAGAUUCUUACCUAGCAAAAGGAUAUAUUCGAAAACUAACAAGUGAAGAGAUAAGCAACCCUCGGGAACUGGUGUGGUAUCUGCCAACGUUCCCUGUUACAUAUCCUAACAAACCUGGGAAAGUUAGACUGGUGUGGGACGCUGCCGCAAUGUACAAAGGACAAUCGUUAAACUCCGUUUUGUUGACAGGACCCGACCAGUUAGUUUCCCUGAUUUCGGUACUAAUCAAGUUUCGCGAAAGUCGAAUAGCCGUGUGUGGCGACAUUCGCGAAAUGUACCACCAAGUUAAAAUACGAGAACAGGAUCAGCACUGCCAGCGUUUCCUGUGGAAGGACAAUGAUGGCGAUCCUAGUGAGUACAUUAUGAUGGUCAUGACCUUUGGUGCAUCAUGCUCCCCAAGUAGCGCGCAAUUCGUUAAGAAUAUUAAUGCCAAGAGACACGCCGAAAAGUAUCCAGACGCAUCGGAAAUUAUAAUAAAUUGCACUUACGUAGACGAUAUGUUGUUCAGUGUUCCCGAUGAAAAAGAAGCAAUCAACCUGGCAAAAACUGUGCGCUUAAUUAAUAACAACGGGGGCUUUGAAAUACAUAAUUGGAUGUCGAACGCAGCCCAGGUAUUAGCCGAACUCGAAGAAGAACCUUCUUCAGGUAAAAAUCUUGACUUGAUAUCUCCCCUUGCAACAGAAAAGGUUCUUGGCAUGUGGUGGGAAACUACAUCGGAUUCGUUUGUUUUUAAAAUCAACUGGACUCGCUUGGAUAAGGCCCUUCUAGAAGGAUCACGCAUACCCACGAAGCGAGAGGUCCUCAAAACGCUAAUGUCUAUCUACGAUCCCCUGGGUCUCAUCUCCCACUACUUAAUGUUCCUGAAAAUCCUACUCCAAGAGAUUUGGAGGGCUGAAGUGAGCUGGGAUGAAAUGAUAGGAGAUAAACUGAAUGAAAAAUGGCUUAAGUUCGUUAGGCUAUUUCCGGCGCUAGAGAAUCUUCGUAUCCAACGCUGCUUUCACAGUUUUCAUAAACUUAUACCCGUAGUUGAUGUGCAGCUACAUACCUUUGUUGACGCUAGCGAGGAUGGUAUGGCUGCUGUUGUGUACCUACGCUACGCAUCGGACGAUACAGUUGAGUGCUCGUUAGUUGGUUCGAAAACGCGUGUAGCGCCACUCAAAUAUUUAUCAAUUCCUCGCAAGGAGCUGCAAUCGGCGGUUAUUGGCGCUAGAUUUACGAAAACUGUUCUCGAAAAGUUGUUAACCAAAGUAAACCGAUGCAUUUAUUGGUCCGAUUCUCGAAAUACAUUAGCCUGGAUCUCAUCAGAUCAUCGGAAGUACAGCCCGUACGUAGCAGCACGUGUCAGCGAUAUUCUCGAAACCACUGUGGCAUCUGACUGGCGGUGGGUCCCAUCCAAAUGGAACGUAGCAGACGAUGCAACGAAAUGGCAGCGCACCCCUGCGCUUUCAUCUAAUGAGAGAUGGUUCUCCGGACCUGAGUUUUUACGCAACGUCGAAAAGGAGUGGCCUGUAAUGCCUCUAAAGAAGUUUUCAACCGAUGAAGAAAUGAAACUUACCUGUAAUGUUCACUUGGUACACACUCCCGGUGCAAUCACUGUUACUAACUAUUCGCGAUGGAUGCAUUUGGUAAGAGUUACUGGAUUCGUUCAACGAUACCUCAAUAAUGUGUUUAACAGUAAGAACACACGAACCGGAAUCCUUACUAGCAACGAGCUUCGUAACGCUGAAGAACUUCACAUCCGGAACGCUCAAAGGGAAAUCUACUUUGAAGAACUUCAACUUCUGCAGGCUAGAGAAAACAUUUCUAAAAAAAGUCAGCUCUAUAGACUAUCUGCUUACCUUGACGAUCGAAGAAUCAUAAGAAUGGAAGGAAGAACAGGAGCUUGCGAAUUUCUGGACGUAGAAACUGUGAAUCCAAUAAUUCUUCCGGGGAAACACCACAUCACGAAGCUUAUUGUCUCAUGGUAUCAUAAAAAAUACCAUCAUCAGAACAGUGAAUUGAUUAUAAAUGAAAUCAAACAGAAAUUCUAUGUAUCAAAUUUAAGAAGGUUGUAUAAACAUAUUCGCAAAGAUUGUCAACUUUGUAAGAUACUAGAAGCGCGACCUCGUCCGCCCAGAAUGGCUAGACUUCCACCUUGUCGAGUCGCUGCCUACACGCGACCGUUUACACAUUGCGGAUUGGACUACUUCGGUCCUCUAGAGGUGGUAGUGGGCCGCAGAGUAGAAAAACGAUGGGGUGUGUUAUUUGUUUGCCAGACUACAAGAGCUAUCCAUUUAGAAAUCGCUCAUCAGUUGAAUAAAAGUUCCUGUAUAAUGGCAAUCCGAAAUUUUGCGUCAAGAAGAGGAACGCCUGCUGCCUUUUACAGUGACAGAGGAACGAACUUCGUAGGAUCAUGUAGAGAGCUCCGAGAAACCCUGAAGAAGGUUGACGAAAAUCAGGUUGCAGCAGAAUUCACUACUCCAAGUACCUCGUGGGUAUUUAACCCCCCAGCGACCCCACAUAUGGGAGGAAGCUGGGAACGACUCAUACGUUCAGUAAAAAGAAUAUUGCCUCUCUUGCGCAUAUCCAGGCGACCAACUGAUGAAGAACUACGCAACGCCUUUGCAGAGAUCGAGAACACGCUUAAUGGAAGACCGCUCACCUAUGUUCCUCUAGAUCACGAUUCUCGUACAGCGCUCACUCCUAAUCACUUCCUACUAGGAAGCUCGAACGGUUCUAAACCUCUGACGGAUAUCAACAGCGAUGGAAUAUCUUUGAGACGAGGCUGGCAGGUGUCGCAAGUCAUCGCCAACCAGUUCUGGAAGCGUUGGAUACGCGACUAUCUACCAGAAAUCACCAGGCGAAGUAAAUGGUAUGAACCGGUUAAGCCCAUCGAAGUUGACGACAUAGUGAUUAUAGUUGAUCCUGAUUUGCCGAGAAAUUGUUGGCCUAAAGGACGAGUUAUAAAGAUCAUCACAGACGGCGAUGGACAAGUUAGACGUGCAUGGGUGAAGACGAAAACUUCUGUUUAUGAGAGGCCUGCUGUUAAGAUAGCUGUGCUCGAUGUAGGUGACAACGAUAGUAAGCCGAAUCCUGCAAAGUAA
Messenger RNA from Uranotaenia lowii, 5628 nucleotides. RefSeq lists its product as uncharacterized. Gene Ontology annotation, biological process: DNA integration. NCBI's taxonomy places the organism in Eukaryota, Metazoa, Arthropoda, Insecta, Diptera, Culicidae. Gene Ontology annotation, molecular function: nucleic acid binding. Bases 1 to 5628 code for a protein of 1875 amino acids. The record is from RefSeq and is a predicted model, not a curated record. The transcript has a single exon.